Clupea harengus (Atlantic herring) is the source of this 1388-nucleotide messenger RNA. RefSeq names its product unconventional myosin-X-like (gene myo10). The record is from RefSeq and is a predicted model, not a curated record. Gene Ontology annotation, molecular function: phosphatidylinositol-3,4,5-trisphosphate binding; actin filament binding; plus-end directed microfilament motor activity. Gene Ontology annotation, biological process: signal transduction; cytoskeleton-dependent intracellular transport; regulation of filopodium assembly. Lineage: Eukaryota; Metazoa; Chordata; Actinopteri; Clupeiformes; Clupeidae. The transcript has 6 exons. Gene Ontology annotation, cellular component: myosin complex; cytoskeleton; filopodium. Bases 180 to 1337 code for a protein of 385 amino acids.
UGUCUGUCUCUCUGGUUGUCGGGGUCAGAGCGAGGGAGUCCUCCGUGGACUCGGGAGUUUUGCGGCUGGCGGCGUUUUCCUACGAUGCUCUGCGGCGUGUGUUUGGGCGCGCACGUGAGCGCGCACGUGAGUGUGUGCCGUCGCAACAGGAGCUCCACGCCAUCCUGCUGCUUCAGGACAUGAACACACACAUUUACUGCCACGGGGGAGGAGUCUGCAAGAUCAGUAUCAACUCACACACCACUGCAGGAGAGGUGGUCCAGAAGCUGCUGAGAGGUCUACAGAUGGAGAACUGCAGGAAUGUGUUCUCCUUGUUCGAGGUCAGCGGCCAGGCAGAACGAGCACUGGACAACAGAACCACAGUCGCAGAUGUUCUGGCCAAGUUUGAGAGACGGGCAGCAGAGGGCGCUGGUGUUCAUCCAGAGGGGCGUCUCUACUUCAAGCUCUACUGCCACUUAGAGACACACACACACACUCUCUCACACACACACACAAACACACACACACACCCUCUCUCUCACACACACACAAACACACACACACACAGUGAGGGAGAGUCAUCGGAUGUGCAUCCAGACAGCAUGGAGUUUGCCUUCAUGUUCGAACAGGCUCAUGAGGCGGUCAUUCGAGGGCGAUAUCCUGCCCCUGUGGAGACGCUGCAAAUCCUAGCAGCUCUGCGACUCCAGUACCUCCUUGGAGACUACAACUCCCAGAGUGCCUUGCCCGACCUGGAGCAGCUGUUUCCUGUCAGUCGCCUGCGGAGUCGCCUGCACGCCUGCACCUCCCUCUCCCGCAGUAACUCCGCCUCCAGGAAGCGCUCCUCCUUCUUGGAAGGAACGCUGAGGCGCAGCCUGAGGGGGCGGGGCAAAACCCAAGAGUCACAGGAAGAGGCGUGGCUUGAACAGGAAGUAGGCAUGUUGCGAGGGAGUCUGCAAGAGAAGUGGGCGCGGCUGGAGGGGAUGAGCCAGCAGGCGGCCAUCUUGAAAUACAUGAGCAUCAUCAGAGAGUGGCAAGGAUAUGGAUGCAGUCUAUUUAACGUGCAGUGUGCUGAUGAAGUGUAUCCUGAAGAUCUGUGGUUGGCUGUGGGUCAGGAGAAUGUGGGCGUGUACAAGCGUGGGGAGGCGUGGCCUCUGGAGGUCUUGUCCUAUGAGCUGAUCUUGUCCUUUGGAGCUCCGCACGCAGACACCCUCUGCAUCAGUGUGGAAGAGCGCCACCUACUGUUUCACACAGAGCAGGUGGUGGACAUCGCGAGGCUCAUGAAGACGUACAUCAGUCUCAUUGUGAAGAAGCGUGUCAGCACUUGUCAGUCAAUCGGUGACCAUGGCAACCAGUGGUGAACAUUCACUAUGCACCCUUCAGAUAGACUUCUGUAUGUGUGUGUGUGUGUG